Rubroshorea leprosula is the source of this 1700-nucleotide messenger RNA. NCBI's taxonomy places the organism in Eukaryota, Viridiplantae, Streptophyta, Magnoliopsida, Malvales, Dipterocarpaceae. The record is from the annotation of a GenBank genome assembly.
UCACUAGCCCAAAAUCUCGUUGGACGCCAACAGCCAACGGGCAACAGCCACUUCCUGGGACUGCGCCUGCGGGAGUUGCGUCCGCCGAAGCUUCCGCUAAUUUCAAGAGUAACAAAAUGUAAAAAACCACCCUCUAUUUCUCUCUCUCUCUCUCUGCGAAACAUUGUGCAACUCAGGAAGAAAAGAAAACACAGAAAAACCCCAUUCUUGGUGUUGCAUUUCAAGAACAUUGCGCUCUCAAAGGUUGGGUCUUUCCCUUUUAUAAAAUUCACUUUCCAUUUUAAAGAUUUUCUGGGGAAAACCUCAAAACCAAAUCCAGAAAGAAAAUUCAGAUAUUUCACUAUAUAAGACUUGACAAGACUUGAAGGAGACAUGUCCCGCAAAUUCAUACCACUAGAUGAAGGAAUGAUGAUAAUGGAAGAGGCAAUCAUGAAGGCAAAGAAGAUUAUAGAAGGCUACCCAGAAACCACAUUCACUGGAGAAGAGUACAUGAGGUUCUAUGAUUGUGUUUAUUCUAUGUCCAAUCACCAUGGCUCUGAGACUAUGAUGCAGCUUUAUGAGAAAUUUAGAAACAGUUUGGAAGAAAGUAUUCUUUCAUCGGUACUGCCAUCAUUAAUCAACAAACAUGGUGCCACUUUAUUGAAAGAACUUGUGGUAAUGUGGUCUAACUACAAGAAAAUGGGAAAAUGGUUAUGCAGGUUCUUUCAUUACCUUGACCGCUUCUUUAUCCCACAACAUGUAGGGCUCCAGACUCUUGAGAAUACCUUAGUUAGUUGCUUCCGUGAUCUGGUUCUUAUGAAUUUAUAUUUCAGAUUCCUUGAUGCAGCAUUAACUUUGAUCGAGCAGCAACGUGGGGGAUUGAUGAUUGAUUGGGCCUUGCUGAAGAACCUUUUAGAUUUCCUUUUGGAAAUUAGAAAUUAUGGAGGGGAUAAUUCUUAUGAAGAUUUUGAGCAUGCCAUACUCACACAAGCCUCUACCUACUAUUCUCGCUUAGCUUCAGAGUGGCUUCUGUAUGAUUCUUCAGCAGACUAUAUUCAUAAAGCUUUCUGGUGCUUGAAUCAGGAGAAAAGAAGAGCCAGCCAAUACCUAAAUCCAGAUUUGGAAGCUAAGUUACUGCAGGUUGUCAAAUAUCAAUUGUUGGAUCAAACUGCAAAAAUCCUAAUGGAAAAAAAGGAAGCAGAGAAUUGCGGUCUUGUGACAGAUUAUCAGGCAGUAUUGUCCAUGUGUGCUGGGAUGACCCUUCAAGAGAGUUCUUCACUGUCAACAGAAGAAUGGCUGUCUAAAGUAAUGGAAACUGCAUCCCAUACAUGCUGAGCUUCUCGAGUGUGUUAUAAACAGAAUUCUUUUAUUUUCAAGAAACUACAGAUUUCGUCCCUUUUUUAUCCUUUUAGGAAUUUUAGAAACUACAGUUAAACAUCAGAGAAUUAGUUCUUAAACCUUUUAAUGGAGCUGACUUGGUAGAGAAAUCUGUUAAUGUAGCUCUUUCGUCAAAUGAGAAGGUUCUUAUUUCAUUUUUCCCUGGAUUGAGUUCCCCAUUUUUUCCUGGUAUCCAAUAUAUGCAUUCAGAUUUACAUAGCUGCAAAUUCUAAAUACAUACAGAUCAAGUAUUCAGCAUAGGUACUUCAAACUUUUGUUGCAAGUAAGGUCCCUACUGUUGUGUAUACACCGAUUUAAAGUGUCUGACAAGGAUUGUGUUGUCC